UUAAAGGCAGAAAUAGACUCAAAAGAGAUCCGAAAUAGACACACUCCACUUUGCGGAAACAACAACAACACAAACUCACACUUACAAGGAUUGGAAGAAGAAGACCAAGAGAUUUUGGGAUCUGAAGUUUUGUGCAACUAAUGGCGAAGAUCAAACCCCAAGCGUUAUUGCAGCAAAGCAAGAAGAAGAAAGGACCUUCUCGGAUAAGCAUAACCAACAUCGUCAUUUACACCUUGGCUGUGCUACUGCUCGUCUUUGUUCUCUUCUCUGCUUACAAACGUUGGACUCAGAGAUCUGAGAUCCCAUCGCACAAUGGUAGAUCAGUUCUUGAGGAUGCAGCCUUCCCGGGAAUCAAGAACACCAAUCUUCCGCGGUUUGCUACCUUAGAUACGGGCAAAGGUUCUGUGACCAUUGAACUGUUCAAGGCUACUGCUCCUAAUGUUGUUGACCAAUUCAUGAAAUUAUGUCAAGAUGGGUAUUUCAAAGGUUUCUUAUUCAGUCGAGUUGUUAAGCACUCUGUGAUUCAAGCGGGUGACUCUGCUGAGUUCGAUGCCGUCAAAGACUGGGCACUCGAAAGGAAGAGCCUGGAUACCAGUUUAAAACAAGAAGAAUUCAUGGUGGGAACUCCUAAAGUUAAAAACGAGCAAGGAGGAUUCGAGUUCUUCAUUGUAUCUGCUCAGAUCACAGAUCUGAACGAGAAAUUGACAGUCUUUGGUCGAGUUGCUAAGGGACAAGACGUCGUUCAGGACAUUGAGGAGGUUGAGACGGAUGAACAGUAUCAACCAAAGUCACCAAUAGAGAUCAUGUCCGUCACUUUGCUUCAAGACAUGUAAAAAAGCUUUACUUCUCGUCUCUUGUAUGAAACUCAAAAGUGCUUUUUUGUGUUCUUUUUUUAUUCUGUAAUUGAACCCUUAUUAUCAUCUAUUUUGCAUUAAUUUUUCU
This is a messenger RNA of Capsella rubella, 942 nucleotides long. RefSeq names its product peptidyl-prolyl cis-trans isomerase CYP21-3, mitochondrial. The transcript has 7 exons. The record is from RefSeq and is a predicted model, not a curated record. NCBI's taxonomy places the organism in Eukaryota, Viridiplantae, Streptophyta, Magnoliopsida, Brassicales, Brassicaceae. Gene Ontology annotation, biological process: protein peptidyl-prolyl isomerization. Gene Ontology annotation, molecular function: peptidyl-prolyl cis-trans isomerase activity. The coding region runs from base 141 to 833 and encodes 230 amino acids.